AUGGAACAACAUAUGGAUAAAACAUGGAUCGGAAAAGACAGGGACACAUUAGACUAUGAAAUCGGGGUUGAAAAUUUUUUGAUUUAUGCCGAAGAUAAUAGUGAAGAUCCUAAGAGCAUACCUUGUCCAUGUUCACGCUGCGGUAAUUUCAAGAAGUUAUCGGUAAAAGUUAUUAGGGGUCAUCUGUAUGAGAAUGGGUUUAGCUUGGGUUACAUUAAAUGGAUUUGGCAUGGGGAAUCUAAGACUACUUCUAGAUCAACUGCUGCUUCUCACACCAAACAGGCUCCUGAUCCUAAUCCUGAUCCGACAGAAGCCUUUGGUGUUUGCGAAGCAGCAUAUAAUAAUUCGGGGGCUGAUAAUUACGAUAAAGAUUCGUAUGAAUUCAAGCGGUUUGUAGCUGAUGCUCAACAACCUUUAUAUGAGGGUAGUGAAUGCAGUAAACUAGAUUCAAUGUUAAAAUUGCACAACUGGAGGGCGCGAUUUGGUAUUAGCGAUAAUGCAUUUACUGACCUAUUAUCUUCUGUGGGUUCCUUACUUCCUGAGGAUCAUGUCUUGCCUGUUAAUGCGUACGAAGCAAAGAAAACCUUAUCUAAUUUAGGCCUUGAAUAUAUCAAAUUCCACGCAUGUCCGAAUGAGUGUGUUCUGUACAGGGGUGUAAACGAGAGUGCUUCUGAGUGUCCCAAGUGUAGUUUAUCUCGAUGGAAGCUGGGGAAGGAUGGGAAAGCUAGGGUUAAUAUUCCAGCGAAAGUAAUGUGGUACUUUCCAAUUAUUCCCAGAUUUAAACGGAUGUUUAAAUCUGCUUCAACCGCUAAACUUUUAACUUGGCAUUCUGACAAAAGAAUUCAGGAUGGCCAAAUGCGUCAUCCAGCAGAUUCACCUUCUUGGCGGAAUGUUGAUUAUAGGUGGCCAACCUUCGGUAAUGAGCCAAGGAACCUCCGCUUAGCUUUAGCAGCAGAUGGUAUCAACCCACAUAAUAACGGUCUAACUAAUAGAUAUAGUUGUUGGCCAGUAGUUUUGAUAACUUAUAAUCUUCCUCCAUGGUUAUGCAUGAAGAGGAAGUUUAUGAUGUUAACCGUACUAGUCUCUGGUCCACAUGAGCCUGGUAAUAACAUUGAUGUCUUUCUACAACCACUGAUUGAUGAUUUGCUGAAGCUAUGGGAAGAAGGCGAGCCAAAUGUAUACGAUGCUAGUACCAAUUCUUCUUUCACUUUAAGAGCAAUGUUGUUAUGGACGAUAAAUGACUUCCCGGCAUACGGAAAUUUAUCAGGUUGCGUGAAUCAGGGGUAUAUGUCAUGUCCUGUAUGUGGUGACGACACUGUUGCGAAAUAUUUAUCCCAUAGCAGGAAGAUGUGUUAUCAAGGUCACCGUCGCUAUUUGCCUAGGCAUCAUCCUUAUAGAAGGAAGAAAGCAGCUUUUAAUGGCGAACAAGAAUUUGGACAACCACGUCAACCCCUUUCUGGAGAACAGGUUCUAGAGCAACAAGAGCAAAUUAAAUUUACUUUUGGAAAAGAAGUAAAGAAGGCAAAGAAGGUAGACUGUCCAUGGAAGAAAAAGUCAAUUUUUUUUGACUUAGAAUACUGGAAAUUUCAUCAUGUACGUCACUGUCUCGAUGUUAUGCACAUUGAGAAAAAUGUGUGCGACAAUUUGAUUGGGACACUACUUAAUAUAAAGCACAAGUCUAAAGACAGUGAAGCAUCUCGUAAUGACAUGAUGGAAAUGGGGAUUAGACUUGAUUUAGCUCCGCAAGUAGGUGUAAAGAGAACUUACCUACCUCCUUCUGUUUUUACUCUUACAAAGGCCGAAAAACGAAAAGUGUUGGGAUCACUAUUAUCAAUGAAACUGCCAUAUGGACACGCAUCGAAUAUUAAAAACUGUGUAUCAAUGGCUGAUGCGAAGUUGUUUGGACUCAAGUCCCAUGACUGCCACAUACUACUUCAGCAGCUGCUUCCGGUCGCAAUCCGGUCUGUACUCCCCAAAAAUGUAAGGGUUAGCAUUAUCAGGCUGUGUUUCUUUUUUAACUCUUUGUGUAACAAGGUUGUAGAUGUAUCAAAACUAGAAAAAUUGCAAGCUGAUGUGGUACUGACAUUGUGCGAGCUAGAAAAGAUUUUUCCUCCGUCAUUUUUUGAUGUAAUGAUACAUCUCACCGUUCAUUUGGUCCGAGAAUUGCGACUCUGUGGACCUGUUUUCUAUCGAUGGAUGUUUCCUUUCGAACGGUUUAAUAAAGUGCUCAAAAGCUACGUGAAAAACCGUUUUUAUCCGGAAGGUUGUAUAGCAGAAAGAUAUCUUGGAGAAGAAUCCGUUGAAUUUUGUGCAGAGUUUGCUAAGCAGAGUUGCACAACUGCUGGUCUUCCUAAGGACCAUGACAACAAGCUUUCUGGUCCAUUAUCCGCUGCAGUAAUAAAGUCGGUUGAAGAAAGAGAACGGGACGAGGCACAUUUAAGUGUGCUUCUAAACAAUCAUGAAGUUCAUCCAUAUAUUAUGAUGCACAAGGAAUAUAUUGAACAUAUUUAUGGAGGGAGAAACAAAAGCAUUCAGUGGCUGAUUGGUGAGCACAAUCGGCUUUUUGCGGACUGGUUUCAACAAAAGGUUAACGAUGAAAUAGAGAAUGGUGAAAUUGUUUCACAAGCGAUAAGAUGGCUUGCAUGCAAACCGUCAUUUACUGUUUUAUCUUUUGAAGGCUAUCUGGUAGAUGGGGUGCGCUACUUCACAAAAGACAGAGAUAAUGCGAGGGUUGUACAAAAUAGUGGUGUCUCCUUAGUAGCUAAGACGGUCCAGGUUUCCAGUGCUAAAGAUUUAAAUCCUGUGGAGAGCGACAUGACCUUUUAUGGAAGGAUUGAAGAAAUAUGGGAGUUAGAUUAUCAUGCAUUUAAAGCCCCAUUAUUUCUGUGUACAUGGGCAGACAGCGACAAGGGAGUGAAGAUAGAUGAUCUUGGCUUCACACUCGUGGACCUUAGUCGACAAGGACACAAAAAUGAUAAAUAUGUGUCCGUUGACCAAGUGAAGCAAAUUUUCUACGUUGAAGAUCCAGUUGAUUCUACAUGGUCAGUUGUAUUAACCUCAACGAGUCGCGACUAUCAUGAAGUGUAUGAUGAUGAUGAAUUAGGAGACACGAUAUUGGAAAAUCCACCUUUUUGCUCUAAAAUCCCUGCAAUUGAUCCAGAGGCUGAUUCUGGAAAUCUAAGAGAGAAUGGAGAGGGAAUUUGGAUCAAGAAGUGA
This is a messenger RNA of Daucus carota subsp. sativus, 3216 nucleotides long. RefSeq lists its product as uncharacterized. The record is from RefSeq and is a predicted model, not a curated record. The transcript has 2 exons. Lineage: Eukaryota; Viridiplantae; Streptophyta; Magnoliopsida; Apiales; Apiaceae. Bases 1 to 3216 code for a protein of 1071 amino acids.